AUGCCAAAGAUACCGCAAUAUACCAAAGAACAAGUAGACAAAGCUUUAGAAGACGUUAGUCAAGGUAUAUCAGUUCGUACAUCAGCCAAAAAAUAUGGUAUACCUAGAGCAACACUACAAUUUAAAUUGAAACACCCGGAUAGCAAGAGUGAAUUUGGACCAGAACCCUACUUGACUAGAGAAGAAGAAAAACAGUUAGAAGAAUGGCUAUGCGAUAUGGGCAAAAGAGGGUUUCCUAAAAAUGCCGAAGACAUACUAGACUCUGUUCAAAAUUUUCUGAAUAAAAACCCCAGAGAGACUCCAUUCAGCAAAAAUAGACCUGGAAAAGGGUGGUUAAAAGGUUUUUUAAAACGCCAUCCUAGGAUAACUAAAAGAACGUGUGAAGCUGUUACGCAGGCGAGUGCAUGUGUAUCCGAAUCUGACAUCAGAAACUGGUUUGAACAAAUCAAGGAUCAGAUAAACAACUCUAAUCUAACCCAUAUUUUAGAUGAUCCUUCCAGAAUUUUUAAUGCUGAUGAAAGCGGUUUUCAAACCUGUCCAUCUACCGGAAAAGUCUUUGCUGAAAAAGGAGAGAAGAAUGUCUACAUUAUUAAUAAAGGAAAAGCCAAAGAAAAUAUGACAGUACUGUUUACAAUAUCUGCUGAUGGACAGAUGGUGUUGCCUACGAUUGUGUACCCCUAUCAACGUUUACCAGAGAGAAUCAAACAAACUGUACCUGAUGACUGGGGUGUAGCAACUAGUAGUUCAGGUUGGAUGACGGCGGAUACAUUUAAAUAUAUUAUCGAGCAUGUUUUUCACCCUUUUUUAGUGAGAAAUAACGUUCAGCUACCAAUUUUGUUAUUUGUUGACGGACACAAAUCUCAUUUAACCUACGACCUAAGUGUACUAGCUCGCUCUCUUCAAAUAGAAAUAUUUGCUCUGUAUCCAAACGCCACUUGGAUUCUUCAGCCAGCUGAUGUGUCACUAUUUAGACCUGUAAAACAGUUCUGGAAAUUGGCAGUUAGAGAAUGGCUGUUUGAGAAUAUUGGUGAAGUUGUUUCUAAGCAAAAUUUUGCUUUCGUUCUAAAAAAAGUUACUGACAAAAUUAGUUCUGCCAGCAUUGUAAAUGGCUUUCGAGCUUGCGGCCUCUACCCUUUUGAUCCAAAUGCUGUCGAUUAUUCUAAAUGCUUAGCCAAGUCAGUAUCCAGAUCUGAAGAUACUGUACGCAUUUCAAAUAAUGAACCAGAAAAAUCAUUAUCACUGACAAAAUUUUCAGAAAUCGUAGGCGCAGAGAUGAUUAAUAAAUUUAAAGACAUUAAAAAUAUAAUGCAAGAUGUGCAAAACAAUGAAUCAUUUUUCAUUCUUUAUCAAAUAUGGAACUUUUAUCAUUCGAAUACUGAAAAUACUACAGAGAAUACUUAUGCAAGUGAGGAAGGGGAAUACAAUGACAUGGAACCAGAACUGACAAAUAAACAACAAGAAAACUAUAACACAACAAUCAUUAAUAACAAUAGUUCUGAAAACGAAAGUCAAAAUAUAAUCAUGGAAACACACCAAAGCCUUGAAAGAAUCCAGGAUGAACAAAAUAGCGCGAGAAAUGACCAUCAAACCUGUGAAUAUGAAAACUUUCCUUACCCUGAUGAAGAACCCUUUACAAUUCAACCUUUAAAUAAUGAACAAAUCAACAUUACUCGUGAUCUACAGAAUAAGGACCAAGAACUUGUAACUUUAGUAGACCUAGGAAUAGCCAAUGAUGACAUCCAUGACAAAAACCUACCAUCUUGUUCAAUAACAAAACUUAAAGAUUUCUUAGCAAUGCCUUCAGAACCAACCAGAAAAGGGAAACGUAACAUUGAGAGACUACCUUACCACAUAUCAGGACCAGAAUACCAAAAGAUUUUAGAAGAAAAAUCCAAGGAAAAGAAUAGACUAGAGGAAGAAAAGAAGGCAAAGAAAGUGAUUAGAGAGCAAAAAAAAGAAGAAAGAAAGAGGAAACUAGAGGAAAUAAAGACGAAAAAGUUGGAAAAGUCUAGAAAAAUUGAGUCUAUUUCUUGCUGUGGUGUGUGUAAAAGAGUGGUAAAGAGCAUAAAAUUGAGAUGUUGUGAAUGUCAGAAAGCAUAUCAUAAAUUGUGUAUUCCUAAAUCACACCUUAUGCAUAUACCUCAGGAGGAAGGUGACAAUUUCUUAUGCCAUAACUGCUUUUGCACGGAAAAUGAUGAUAGUAUUUCUGCAAACGAGGAGAAUGAAAGUGACGAAGAAAAUCGGGAAUUUUUAAAUAUAAUAAGAUCAGGACAAAAAGAAUUAGGUUUGAGCUGCGUAAAAUUUUAA
This is a messenger RNA of Parnassius mnemosyne (clouded apollo), 2307 nucleotides long. The record is from the annotation of a GenBank genome assembly. Lineage: Eukaryota; Metazoa; Arthropoda; Insecta; Lepidoptera; Papilionidae.